UCGUUCUUCGAGCCAGAGAUGGCAGAUCAGGAUCAAGCAAAGCAGCAAGCUCGCCGCAUCAUGAGCCGGCUGAGGGAGCGCGCGCCGAAUUCCCGCCAGCUGCUCGGGAUAGUCCUCCUCCUCACGGCUGCGCUCAUCGUUCUAGUUCUCGGUGGCAUCACUCUGGCCGGUGCUGGCCUCUCGCUGGCUCUCGCGACGCCGCUCUUCAUCCUCUUCAGCCCGAUCCUGGUGCCGCUGGCUGGGAUCGUUGCAGUCGGCACCGGAGGAUUCGUGUCGCUCAGCGCGGCCUUCGUGACCGCGUGCUCCGCGGUUGCAUGGCUCUACAACUACGUCAAAGGCAGGCACCCGGUGGGAGCUGACAAGAUCGACGCUGUCAAGCACAAAAUCGCCGAUACUGCGUCGCAUGUCAGCGAGAAGGCCAGAGAAGUCGCGCGAGAAGUUGGAGCUUGAGUCCAUCCAUCCGAGAUAGUUUUGUUUGCUACUUGCUUUUGGGUUGUGUCAAUAAUAGUACUGUCAUUCUUAUCGUUCU
Molecule: messenger RNA, 529 nt
Organism: Selaginella moellendorffii
Lineage: Eukaryota; Viridiplantae; Streptophyta; Lycopodiopsida; Selaginellales; Selaginellaceae
Product: oleosin 1
Exons: 1
Coding region: 19-450 (143 amino acids)
Biological process (GO): lipid storage
Cellular component (GO): monolayer-surrounded lipid storage body; membrane
Source: RefSeq, a predicted model, not a curated record